Symbiodinium natans is the source of this 1242-nucleotide messenger RNA. The record is from the annotation of a GenBank genome assembly. NCBI's taxonomy places the organism in Eukaryota, Dinophyceae, Suessiales, Symbiodiniaceae.
AUGGCCAUGUCUUCCGCGCGAAGACUUUCGGUCCUUUUCUGCUGCCAAGUCUUCUCCAUCAGCGGCUUCAAAUCCUGGGCUGAUGUGACAGAGUCGUGUUUAACUUUGCUGAAUGAUGGUGGUUGGCAUUAUGUGCGAGUCGGAGUUGGGACCCCGCCGCAAAGCCUGGAUCUCUUGGUGGAUACAGGACACUCGGGCACCAUCGUGAAGGACUGUCGCGCGAUGCGAGGUGACACCAAGAAGACCAAGUGCUUCACAGGUGAGAAGUCAACGACCUAUGAACUGGGAGGGCACCAUAUCAAGCUCGAAUUCGGCAGCGGGAACAUCUUUGGUCAGCUGGGGACGGAUGUCGUUGUUGUCGGCAAGUCCAAGGCACUGAUGUCAGAAGGUGUGGUCUUCUGGCACUCAAGCAAAGGUGAAGCUUUCGAGCAUGCGCCGCUGGAAGGUAUCUUGGGCCUCGGCCUGCCACAGGGGAAGGACUCUGCUUUGGCCGGUUCCUCUUGGCUGGCUGCUGCAUCCAUUCAGCGCUUUUCGAUGUGCUUCUCCGGCGCGGAGGAAGGUGGCAUCUUGCGGCUCAACCCUCCGGCUGCGAAAAUGAGGCUGGGAAACAUCGGAAGGCCCGCCAACUACUGGGCCUUGAACCUUCAGGGCGUCUCCAGCGGUGACGCAAAAGCAAAGGUGGCCCCGUGCGGUGGGGAGAAGAGCUCGGACGCCGCCUGUGCCCUCAUUGUUGACUCGGGAACCCAGAUGAUUACAGCGCCGCGUGCCCAGCUGCCGGAUAUCUACUCCUCCAUCUGCGACGCGUGGCCACGGUGCAAGCAGCUCAUGGGGCAGCGGAAGUCCUCGGCUCCCGAGUCGGAGAUCAAGAUGGACAAACUGAAGGCGGUCGAAUCUUUGCUAGAAGGAUGCCAGGGGCAGGAAUGGGCGACUGAUGCAGCAGCUUUGAACAAGGAGCUGCCUCCGCUGUAUUGGCACGUUGGAGCCGGGGGUCAGACUGAGACGCUGAAGCUGGCAGCCAGCAGCUACGUUGUGUUGAUUGACUCCGGGGACAAGAGCGGCCCCCUUUGUUAUCCUGGAAUUCAACAGAUGGACAUACAGCUCGACGCCCUGACUGGACCACUCAUCAUCAUUGGCACCCCCCUGUUCAACGAGUAUGAGGUGCAAUUCGAUCUGUCGACUGACACCAUCUCCUUCUCCCCGUCUUCGUGCGGGUCGACAGCUCAGAUGCUUUCCGUGGGUUGA